UACGCCAAAAAAAAAUACACAAACAACAUAAAAUCGUCAAUUGUUGAUUGUUUUUUUAAUUUGUUAUUUUCAUUAAUAAUUAAUGAAUAAAUAAUAGUGGAUUAAAAUUUGAAAUAUAAAAAUUGUGUUAAAUUUUGGUUUAUCUUUUAUACAUACAAUUUUGUGUUUGUUUAUUUAUAUUUCAAUAACAAUAUAAUAAUUUGUUUAUAAUAAUUUUAAUCAAGUAAAUAAACAUGUGUGAUCAAAUUCAGUAUUCUGAAAAAUAUAAUGAUGAUAAAUACGAGUACAGACAUGUCAUACUGUCAAGUGAUAUGGCAAGAAAUGUACCAAAAUCUCAUUUAAUGACAGAAACUGAAUGGAGAAAUCUUGGAGUACAACAAAGUCCUGGUUGGGUUCACUACAUGAUGCAUACACCAGAACCUCAUGUAUUAUUAUUUCGACGAGCAAGAACAGAUUUGCCAGUAACAACCAGAAAUCCACAACCAGCUUCAGCCCCAACAACAUUAUGUAAUUAAAUAAUAUUAAAAAUAUAAAAACUCAAUUAACAUACAAAUAAACAAAUGUAUAUUUUUAUAAAAUAAUAAUAUAAUUUUUAUUAAUAAAUGAAAAAUAAUAAUGAACA
Messenger RNA from Aphidius gifuensis, 622 nucleotides. Its product is annotated as cyclin-dependent kinases regulatory subunit 1-like. Lineage: Eukaryota; Metazoa; Arthropoda; Insecta; Hymenoptera; Braconidae. The coding region runs from base 234 to 515 and encodes 93 amino acids. The record is from RefSeq and is a predicted model, not a curated record. The transcript is spliced from 3 exons. Gene Ontology annotation, molecular function: protein kinase binding; cyclin-dependent protein serine/threonine kinase activator activity; histone binding. Gene Ontology annotation, biological process: regulation of mitotic cell cycle. Gene Ontology annotation, cellular component: cyclin-dependent protein kinase holoenzyme complex; SCF ubiquitin ligase complex.